Arabis nemorensis is the source of this 1521-nucleotide messenger RNA. The record is from the annotation of a GenBank genome assembly. NCBI's taxonomy places the organism in Eukaryota, Viridiplantae, Streptophyta, Magnoliopsida, Brassicales, Brassicaceae.
AUGGGGCUUGGAGUGAUAACAAAAUGUUUCAUAAUUCUUGUAGUUUUUCGUUUUGCAUCGAUUGCUCUUGGAGAUGAGGUAGCAAUAGACAAAAGAUGCGACCAAACAGUUCGGCACCCUAGCCAAUGCAAGAAUCUUAUGAUUCAAUAUCUAACCCUGAAAACAACCACGACUGAGUUCCUAGAGGUGUACGUAGAACAGACACUAGACGGAUCCGUGAAAGCCAAGAGCGACACCUACUCACUCGGGUCACAGUUAAAGCAAGGCCAGAAGGAAGCGUGGGAGGACUGCAUGGAUCUGUACGACCAAACCAUCUAUAGACUCAACCAGUCUGUGUCGUGUCUAAAGAAGGUCUGCUAUGGCUCGGACGUGCAGACAUGGCUCAGCACCGCACUGACAAACCUGGACACGUGUCGGGAAAGGAUGUCAGAGGUCGGUGUCUCAUCUCAUUCCUUGCAAUCCGUGUUACAGAGCAUCACCGUAGAUGUCAUUAAUGCCUUGGCCAUUAGCAAGGGGAUGAAAAGAAAGUUUGGAAUAUUAAAAGCACUACCAAUUGAAUCGCCGUCGACUAAUGGUGGAAGGGUGGAUGUAGUGGUGGCUAAAGACGGCUCAGGCGACUACAAGACGAUCCAAGAAGCUGUUGAUGGUGCGGGAAAGAGAACCAAAACAAGCCGUAGAUACGUUAUACGUGUGAAACAAGGCACUUACGAGGAAUAUGUGAUUGUCGGAAGCCAAUCAAACAAUAUUAUGAUCAUCGGCGACGGUAUUGGCAAGACCGUAAUCACCGGCGACAGAAGCAACGGCACCGGAUUUAGCACUUACGAAUCCGCCACCUUUUUGGCUAAGGGGGACGGUUUGGUGUUGAAAAACAUGACAAUAAGAAACACUGCAGGACCGGAAAACAAACAAGCGGUGGCUCUACGUUCGGAUUCGGACGCCUCAGCGUUUCACAGAUGCAGCUUCGAAGGGUUCCAGGAUACACUCUACGUCCGCGCUAGCCGUCAGUUCUUCAAAGAGUGCGAUAUAUACGGAACGGUUGACUUCAUCUGCGGUUACGCAGCGGUUGUCUUCCAAGACUGUCAGAUAUUCGCACAGAGACCGUCCGGCGGAGUCAACACAAUAACAGCGGAGAACCGGGUCAACACGAAUCAUACGGGUGAGAUCGUAAUACAUAACUCGGUGGUGAAAGGAGCUCCGGAUGUACGGCUCGGAGGCGUGAAAACGUAUCUCGGUCGUCCGUGGUCAGUGUACGCACGGACGAUGGUGAUGAAGACGCAACUUGACCGAUUGGUCGAUCCCAAAGGAUGGCUUCAGUGGGGCAACAGAAGGGACAUUAGCAGCAUGUAUUACGCGGAGUAUAGGAACUGGGGUCCCGGUUCGGGUACAGAGAACCGGGUAAAGUGGCCCGGGUUUCACGUGAUAUCGGAUGUACAAGAAGCUCGUCGGUUUACGGUACGUAAUUUCAUCGACGGUGCCUCUUGGUUGCCAGAAACCGGAGUGCCGUUCUCCGUUGAUCUCUAA